CCGCGAGGCAUUGUAUAUAGAUCGCGCCGCGCGCGCUCCGCGAAUUGUGCAACUUUGCGAAAUCGCGAUCGCAUCGUCGGGAAUCCGAGCGGGAAAUCCGUAUAUUGCUCAACAAGGGCGAGAUAAUUGGUUAUACAACGGAUUCGUACAAUUCGAUGAUUAUCGAGGUGCAGGUAGUCGUUAUCGCGCUGAACGUUAUGAUUGCGCGAUGAUGGUGCAUAUAUUGUUACACGUCUCAGAUAAAUGCGGGAGAUAACGUAGGCGGGUUACCUCCUACAGGCGAUAGAAUUUCAUACGUUUGCCGUACGUCCCUCGUAAUAUAGGUAUAGUCCCGCGAACUGCCGAGGAGUCCGAAUUCGCCAAAAAUGGUCGAGCGCCAGUACGUGCGGGGAUACGAGGAGUUUCUCAAGUUUACCGACGAGAGCCGCACGCGAUAUGGAAAUACGUACGAUCGGAUAUACGUGCUGUACACCGGCACGAAGCUGCCGGACACCGGCGAGAGUUGGUGCCCGGACUGCGUGGAAGCUGAGCCAUAUAUCGAAAAUGGUUUCAAAGCAAUAUCUAAAGUAGAGACCAUACUAUUAGUGAUAGUGGAGGUCGGUGACAGGCCAUUCUGGAAAGAUCCGAAUUGUCCGUUCAGAACAAAUGUUCAUAGCAAGUUGAAAGUCUUGCCGACUCUAGCUAGAUGGGGGACUCAGAAACGUUUAGAGGGUGAUCAAUUGCUGGAUCCUGAACUUAUCGAAAUGUUACUGACAGAUGGGGAUGACUGAACGAUUGUAAUAUAGGUACAUCUUGUCUUUCUGAAUUUUUCACAAAAAGUAUAUUGUAUAUCUUGAUUUAUAAGCGUAUACGUAAACUACAUAUAUUUUCGUAUA
This is a messenger RNA of Wasmannia auropunctata (little fire ant), 875 nucleotides long. Its product is annotated as thioredoxin domain-containing protein 17-like. Gene Ontology annotation, molecular function: protein-disulfide reductase [NAD(P)H] activity. Gene Ontology annotation, cellular component: cytosol. The record is from RefSeq and is a predicted model, not a curated record. The transcript is spliced from 3 exons. NCBI's taxonomy places the organism in Eukaryota, Metazoa, Arthropoda, Insecta, Hymenoptera, Formicidae. Bases 366 to 770 code for a protein of 134 amino acids.